Molecule: messenger RNA, 531 nt
Organism: Rotaria sp. Silwood2
Lineage: Eukaryota; Metazoa; Rotifera; Eurotatoria; Philodinida; Philodinidae
Source: the annotation of a GenBank genome assembly
AUGAUUACUAGAUUAGAAAUAUUACCAAAUGAAAUAUUGAUUUGUAUAUUAUCUCAUUUAUUUUGGGAUGAAAUGUUAAUAAGUUUUUGGUCAUUAAAUAAACGACUUGAUUUUCUUAUUUGUUCAACAUUAGAAACUAAUAAUAAUUCCAUUAUUAUUAAUAGACCAGGUUUAUCGUAUGAUAAAUUUUCAAGAAUAUUAUUUCCAUUAUUUUCAAAAUCAUCAUCUCUCAUAUCUUCUAUUCGACGUAUUCAUUUAGAUGGACGAUAUUCCAAUUCUUGUGAUUUUCUUAAUAAUAACAAAUAUAUUCUUUGUUUUCCUAAUCUUAAAUCACUUAAUUUGACUCGAUAUUAUAUAUCAGAAGUUUCAAUUCAAAAUUUAUCAUCACUAAUAGAACAUCAAUUGAAAGAACUUACAUUAACCUUAGAUGAAGAUAUUUUUGCACAAUCUCACCUUGAAGAACACUCGCCUAACAAUAUAUAUAGUCAAGGUACAUUCAUUACUCUUUUUAUAGACUUUCUCAGCAAUUAA